AUGGACGAGACAAUCAAGAUUUGCAUUCAGGAGAUCAAUCCACAUGUUGUCUGCUCUCUUUGUGGAGGCUAUUUCAUCGAUGCUACAACUAUUACAGAAUGUCUACAUACAUUUUGCAAGAGCUGCAUUGUGAAGUACCUGAUGAGUUGCAAGCACUGCCCACAGUGUCAGCUAAAAGUUCAUGAAACACACCCCUUGUUUCUAUUAAGGCCAGACAGGACAUUACAGGACAUUGUCUACAAACUCAUUCCCAACCUGUUUGAGAAUGAAGAACUACGCAGGGAGGAAUUUAAUAAAUCCAGAGGAAUGGCGGUUGAUAAGAAACCUGGUACCAAGAAAGAAGAGCCUACAGUCCCCAAGUUGUCAAGUAUUAUCAACAACCCUGAUGGACAUUUGUACAGAAAUGAUGAACAGAUAUGCCUGUGCCUUGAAAGAUAUAGGCCACAGCGUAUUAUGCAUCAUGGGAAGGUUCUGACUUUACGAGCACUAGACAGGAAGUUUCUUCGCUGUUCUAUCAGAGUUUUAGUCUCUCAUCUGAAGGCUAUGCUUUUCAAAAAGCUGGCUAUACCUUCAGAUGUACAGAUUGAGGUAAUCUGUGACAGGGAAAUGCUGUCAGAUGAAGUGUCCAUGAAACAAAUAUUUUUAAUGAACUGGUUUGGCAAGGAAACCCCAAUGGUUUUAUAUUACAGAUUUCGAGAAACUUCGGACAACAGUGUUACGUGA
Messenger RNA from Candidula unifasciata, 723 nucleotides. Lineage: Eukaryota; Metazoa; Mollusca; Gastropoda; Stylommatophora; Geomitridae. The record is from the annotation of a GenBank genome assembly.